AUGGUGUCUAAACCCCCGAAGAGCUCGCGAUCUAAUGGGAAAGCCAAUAAGACAGAAAAGGGCAUAAAUCAGUCUGGGUGCCGGCGAGGCCGGAGUCCUGGGGACAAGAAGUCCAGAAGGCGCAGCCGGCGCAAAGAAACCUACUCGAUGUACAUCUACAAGGUGCUCAAGCAGGUGCACCCAGACAUCGGCAUCUCCUCCAAGGCCAUGAGCAUCAUGAACUCGUUCGUGAACGAUCUGUUUGAGCGGCUGGCUGGCGAGGCCGCCCGGCUGGCCCAGUACUCGGGCCGAACCACACUGACGUCCCGGGAGGUCCAGACAGCCGUGCGUCUGCUGCUGCCUGGAGAGUUGGCCAAGCAUGCUGUGUCCGAGGGCACCAAGGCCGUGACCAAGUACACCAGCUCCAAGUGA
Molecule: messenger RNA, 411 nt
Organism: Rangifer tarandus platyrhynchus (Svalbard reindeer)
Lineage: Eukaryota; Metazoa; Chordata; Mammalia; Artiodactyla; Cervidae
Source: the annotation of a GenBank genome assembly